Messenger RNA from Symbiodinium sp. CCMP2456, 1227 nucleotides. The record is from the annotation of a GenBank genome assembly. Lineage: Eukaryota; Dinophyceae; Suessiales; Symbiodiniaceae.
AUGGUGGCUGGAGUUGAACUUCAACAAAAGCUGCUGCACCGGCUGCGGAUGCUGCCAGGAGAGGUUGCGCAGGCCGAGACGCUCACACCAGAUGUUGACAAGAAGCCGAGCCCGUUGAAAUCCUCGUCAGUCGAGGAUCGCUUGGAGGAUAUGGCCUCCGAGGCGAGCAGGCUCCGACAGGAGAUCUUGAAUGCCACGGAGGAAAGAGACCGUGCGAGGAGAAGGAGACAGAAGAUAGAAAAUGAAUCGGUUAGCCAUCACACGAACACCGCUAAGCAAAUCGCACAAUAUCACUGUCAGUUGCAAGCUAUGAACAGUACCCUUACAGCUGACAAAGAGGAGGUCAAUGUUCUGCGACAGAAUCGUCGCAAUGACGAUCGCAAGAAGCAGAGCCACCAGGCACAAGCCCAGAAGUUGAAAGAAGAAGCUGACUUGUGCAAGGCGCACAAAGCAGAGCUCGUUAGCGAAGUGCAGACGGAGUCGGACAGGCUGGCUACUCUGCAGGCAGAGGUGAAGAACUACGAGCAGGCCUUAAAAGAAGUUCUGCAGCGGAAGGUCUUGGCGGAGGCGGAGGUCAGGGCAAAGAGGAUGUCGCAAGUGACGCAGGCGGAGGAGGAGGAGGACGAGACGACGAAGUUCGCAAUGAACAGUGGAAGCGAAGACGAGCAGGAGGAUGAGAACGAUGAGGAGGAAGAAGCUGUCUUGAACGAACUAGAGCUCUCCUACGAGGGCUUAGAGUUGUCCUCGAUCAUGCCUAUACCUGCAGCCGUGCGGCUGGCCACAGGCCACAUCUCACACAAAGAGACGAUGUCGAAAGUAGACAUCCCCGAAACUGGCUUCCUGGAGAGAGAAGGCAUCGAGUUUGGCCGAUGGACGCGGCCGUCGCCUAGUGGAAACAAAGAUUGGACGGAAGAUGAGCUGGAAGCUGAGUAUGGCGAGCAUCUCCGAAAUUUGGAGAAAGUUCUCCUGGAGCUUCGCCAGGAACAGGCGGAACAAGCCGAGGAACGACGCUGCCAGUCGCGGCUUGGUGCCCUCAAGCAGAAGAAGAGGGAGGAGGCCGCUGCGGCUGCAGCUGUUGCGGGAAAUCGUUUUCCGUGGAACAUUGGGAAGUGGAUGAGGAGGGAGAAGACCGAGGCCCCGACGCCAAAGGUGUCUGUGGUGUCCGGGUUCAGUAACUUUUCGCCGUAUGCGGCGGUGUGUCGUAAGUACACGGCGCUCUCAGUCUAA